This is a messenger RNA of Effrenium voratum, 897 nucleotides long. The record is from the annotation of a GenBank genome assembly. Lineage: Eukaryota; Dinophyceae; Suessiales; Symbiodiniaceae.
AUGGAUGAGGACCAGCUUACCAAUGACGUGGACCUGGAGUGCUGCGAGGUGGAAGCCUGUGACUUCUUCCUCAGCGCGCCCGUGGGUUUCGGCUUCCUUGUGACGUGUCGUGACAAGACGCUGCGUUUUGCCACGGACACAGAGGAGUCACGGGAGGCCUGGAUUCGCGCCCUGGCCGCGGCAGAUUCGCCGAAUCGACCGCAUGAGCAAGCGGCACCGGCGCCAAUGGAGGCGUUUCUGGACCUCACAGAUAUCCCGGAGCUUCCGGACUCGGCGAAAGGUGAAUCCCCGGGCAAAGCCAAAGGCGCCAAGGGCGCCAAAGGAAAGGGCAAAGGCCCCGGCAAAGGAAAGGUUCCGCCAAUACCGCCGCCGCCGAAGGCGGCGGGCAAGAAAGCGGCCGCCAAGAAGGCCUCCGCCCUGCCUUUGGGCCGGCGACUCUCAGUGCGGAUGCUCAACGAGGAUCAGGUGGCUGCCUUCGCCAUGCACGGGGAGAGCUCUGCGACAGCGUCGGAGGAGGAGGAGGUGCGGACAGCACGGACCACCGACCGCUCGGAGGCCCCGGCAGUGGACGUAAAGCAGCUUGACCUCGAGGCCUUGCGCAACACCUUUGGGGCGCAGGCAAAGGAAGCGGUGAUGUCCGCGAGGACCCGGGUGCGGAGCCCGCGGGGCCUCGAGCUUCUGCCGCGCUCCGCGGCGCAGAACGUGGCCAUCGUGUUGAAGAAGCUGCGCCUGGACACCGCAGGACUGGCGGAAAGUCUAGAUCAGCUGCAUCCUGCAGAUUGCCCUUUGUCGGCCGAAGAGUGUGAACGCUUCAUCCAGGUGCUGCCCCCAGCGGAGCUGCUUCGGCCGUUGGCGGAGUACCAGGGAGACAUCACAAAGCUCCGCGGCGAGAAGUAG